This is a messenger RNA of Thrips palmi, 3360 nucleotides long. It is a transcript of the gene Cad96Ca, whose product is annotated as tyrosine kinase receptor Cad96Ca. Gene Ontology annotation, molecular function: calcium ion binding; ATP binding; transmembrane receptor protein tyrosine kinase activity. Lineage: Eukaryota; Metazoa; Arthropoda; Insecta; Thysanoptera; Thripidae. The record is from RefSeq and is a predicted model, not a curated record. Gene Ontology annotation, cellular component: membrane; signaling receptor complex. Gene Ontology annotation, biological process: positive regulation of kinase activity; protein phosphorylation; homophilic cell-cell adhesion. The transcript is spliced from 8 exons. Bases 458 to 2458 code for a protein of 666 amino acids.
AGUCGACGGAGUAGUGAACCAGUUAGUUUUGUGAAAGUCACCGCCUGCUGCGGACCGUGUGUGCAGCCCGCGGCGAACGCGGCGUGGCGGAGCGUAGCGCAGCGUUGCGAGGAGCCGAGCAAGGCAAGGCGCUCCUUGUGCGGCGCCAAGACGGCGGCUUGGCUUCGCGAAGGAAGGACUUCUCGACCAGUGCAGUGAAGGGCCUGCCAGCAGUGCCAGCCCGCAGUGUCGUUGUCGUUUCGUUUUCGCGUGUGGUGGCUCCGCUGUCCGGGGAGGCAGCGCGCUGCGAGGUGUUGACUCAGCCCCGCCGUUGGCACCAUGUCGUCAACCUGAGCGCCUCGAGUGAGCCCAGCCGCUGCGGGCGCCAUGUGAUGGUCGACAAGUGCGAUGGGAACUUGAACGCUGGAGCGAGGCGAGCCCUACCCGCGCAACCCGCGCGAGUGCGAGUGAGUGAGCGAUGAUGGCGCAACGACAGGGGGGCUCGACCACGCGCGGCACACGCAGCACGCGAAGCUCGCGAAGCACGCGCACCAGGAUGAAGCUCCUUUGGAUAUUUGCCACCACGCUCGUGCUCGCCCAGCGCCUGCCCACAGGCGCGGCGCAGCUCAGCGACAACACCCCACCCGUGAUGCACAUCGACCGGGACUGGCUCAUCUCCGACGGCGAGCCCGUGGGCUCGGUGGUGACGCGGGUGCGCGCCGAGGACGCGGAGGGCGACCCGCUGUCCUUCGGGCUGGAGCCGCUGCUGCUGUACCCGCACCCGCAGGGCGAGCCGCCGCCCCCACUGCCCUUCACCAUCGACGAGACCUCCGGCGUGGUGCACACCAACGCCUCCCUCAAGGACCGGGGCGGCGAGCUGAUGCGGCUGUACGUGACGGUGUCUGACGGCAAGGUGACGGCCAAGAACGAGGUGGUCGUCAAAGUGACCAAGGGCCCCGUCUCGGGUGCGGGUGUCGGCGGCGGCGCGUCGCGGCGCCCUCCACGGCCGCCGGGCUUCCCGCCGCAGCUGCGGCCGCCGUCGUACCUGCCCUUCCCCACCAACUUCGUGCCGCCCGGCGUGCCGUCCGCGCCCAUCCACCCCGGCAUCCCCGUCGUCAACCCCGGGCCGCCGCCCAGCCUGCACGGCCUGCCCACCGGCACGCGCCCGCCGUUCCCCGGCACGGCCACCAGCCCCGCCGACAAGGGGCUGCUGGUGACGUCGCUGCUGGCCGUGCUGUGCAUCGGGCUGGUGCUGGCCGGCGUCCUGGUGCUGCUGCGGCGCCGCGUGUGCCCCAAGCGGCUCAGCAAGGCCACCAAGGAGGACCUGCACAAGGAGGCGAGCGGGCUCUCCAGCGGCAUGUCCAGCGCCCUGUCCAGCGGGCUGUCCAGUGGGCUGUCCGGCGAGGAGCCCAUGGCCAUGCAGCAGUGGCGCGGGCCGCGCGCCCCCAGCAACCGCUACGAGGGCUGGGACCGCGAAGGCGCCCACAUGGGCGCGGCGCUUGGCGGUGCAGGCCCCCCGGCACCCAUCAAGCCCAGGGACCGCUGGGAGUUCCCCCGGCACCGCCUGCAGGUCUUCGACAUCCUGGGCGAGGGCUGCUUCGGCCAGGUGUGGCGCUGCGAGGCCACGGACAUCGACGGCAAGGAGGGCAAGUCCACGGUGGCGGUCAAGACGCUCAAGGAGAACGCGGCCGAGAAGGAGCGAACCGACCUGCUGCAGGAGCUGGCCGUCAUGAAGACCCUGGAGCCCCACCCCAACGUGGUGCGCCUGCUGGGCUGCUGCACCGAGUCGGACCCCCUGUUCGUCAUCAUGGAGUUCGUGGCGCGUGGCAAGCUGCAGAGCUUCCUGCGCUCCUCCCGGGCGGAGCGCGACUACGGCAACCUGCACGGCCCGUCCAGGACGCUCACGUCCAGGGACCUCACGUCCUUCCUGUACCAGGUGGCCAAGGGCAUGGAGUUCCUGUCCUCGAAGGGGAUCAUCCAUCGCGACUUGGCGGCCAGGAACGUGCUGGUGGCGGAGGACCGCACCUGCAAGGUGGCGGACUUCGGCUUCGCGCGCGACCUCAUGGACAACAACGUGUACGAGCGCAAGUCCGAGGGCCGCCUGCCCAUCCGGUGGAUGGCUCCAGAGUCGCUGUACGACAACGUGUUCUCCGUCAAGAGCGACGUCUGGAGCUACGGGGUGCUCAUGUGGGAGGUGGUGACGCUGGGCAGCACGCCGUACCCGGGCAUGGGCGCGGCCGACGUGAUGCGGAAGGUGCGCGACGGCUACCGCCUGGACAAGCCGGAGCACUGCCGCCGCGAGCUGUACAACAUCAUGUACUACUGCUGGGACGGCAACGCCAACGAGCGCCCCUACUUCAACGAGCUGGUCACGCUCACCGAGCAGCUGCUGCUCACCGAGACGGACUACAUCGAGCUGGAGAGGUUCCCCGACCACUCCUACUACAACAUGGUGUCGCUGAGCGGCGAGAAGUUGUGACCCGGAGCUGCGCGGAGCUGCGCGCCGCGCCUGGAGAUGGGCCGUGCACAAAUUCCGUAACGCCCCAUCCAGCCUCGGUCCAGCCGCACCGCCUUCUUCAUGUUCCUGUGAUGUCGUCGCACCGGAGCGCCAGCUCCGCGCGCCUUCCCUGUCCGACCACUGUCCAAGUUUAUUUAAGUCGUGUGUUCUCUCAACUUGCUCUCGAAUUUUGGUGCACCGCGCCAAUCUUAUGUCGACGCAAGACCUUUUUGUGGUUUCUAGUCUAUACUGACACUCCCUUAAAAUUUGUGUGACUACAUUGUGUGAGUGAAUGUGUGUAUAGCGUGUAUGUGGUUGGUGACCAAAAAUAGACUUAAUACUCGUUGUUACGUAUUGAAUUAAGACUUGUAAAUGUACGGGGCCUCUGCAGGUUGGCUCAAAUACGUUUGAUCAAUUUUUUUAAUGAAACAGUCUGUAUUAUAUUUUGCGCAGGAGAAAGCGAGUAAUUUUCCCAAAUCAAAAAUCUUAUUGAUUGUUGCAUUGUGUAAGUGGCCUAUUUAUUUUUGUACACAAUAUUUAUCGACUUGUCAAUAACGACAAGUAUGCGUGUAGUAGUAAGAAGCUCAAGUUAAAGAAGGGUAAAGAGCGACCAUGGCAUUGUGUUAGAACGAGUAUUUAAGCGAAGACAUUCGUGAUGAAACUGUUUGAAAUGCCAUCCCUGUGAUAGUGACAUUUUUUUGUGGACUUUAUUAGAAAUAAGUGAUAAGUUAUUAUUAGUUAGCACUCCCAUCCAAACACAGUAGCAUGAGAGAGUGUUUUUGUACAAUGACCUGUAUAGAGUACUGUAAAUUAUUUUUGUUGUAUUUGUUACUUCCCGCGCUGUGUUUUGCAACUACUUUUCAAUAAAUGUUUAAACAUGGAUA